CCAUGCUUCCACACAAUAUUACUCCACAUAACUUACUUUUCUUAUCACCUCAUAUCAUCAUCAAUAUCCAUCACACUCUCUAUUCAUUAUUCACACACAGACAUCAGUUAGAAAUGGCCACAAGUCUUCAUGGAGCCAAGUCCAUGGCGCCACUAUCUCUGCCGCCGGGAGCUACCACCGGCCGCUUUGCGCUGAAAUCACCCUUCUUCUCUCCAUCUGUUCACCUAUUCAUGCCAUCUCAACUCUCAACUCUCCCAACUACUGCGCCUAAAUUCUCGAUGCGUGUUGCUUCCAAGCAAGCCUACAUCUGCCGCGAUUGCGGGUAUAUCUACAAUGACAGAACACCUUUUGAGAAACUGGCUGAUAACUAUUUCUGCCCUGUAUGUGGUGCCCCAAAAAGGAGAUUCAGGCCAUAUGCGCCAGAUGUUUCUAAAAAUGCAAACAGCACAGAUGUUCGAAAAGCCAGGAAAGAACAGAUUAAGAGAGACGAAGCUAUCGGGCAGGCAUUGCCCUUCGCAAUAGCACUUGGAGCGGCAGCAUUGAUUGCCCUAUAUUUCUACCUCAACACCACCAUCUAAGAUUAAUAGGAUAACUCAUUGUACUACAUUUUUGUUACACUUGUGCAUUCCUCUAUUUCAAUUCAUCUUUCAAUUUCUUUUUCAAUGAAAAAUAGGUAGUAAUACUACUAAA
Molecule: messenger RNA, 690 nt
Organism: Salvia splendens (bonfire salvia)
Lineage: Eukaryota; Viridiplantae; Streptophyta; Magnoliopsida; Lamiales; Lamiaceae
Exons: 4
Coding region: 3-578 (191 amino acids)
Molecular function (GO): iron ion binding
Source: RefSeq, a predicted model, not a curated record